This is a messenger RNA of Annulohypoxylon maeteangense, 1767 nucleotides long. Its product is annotated as MFS general substrate transporter. The record is from RefSeq and is a predicted model, not a curated record. The transcript has 2 exons. Gene Ontology annotation, biological process: transmembrane transport. Lineage: Eukaryota; Fungi; Ascomycota; Sordariomycetes; Xylariales; Hypoxylaceae. The coding region runs from base 1 to 1767 and encodes 588 amino acids. Gene Ontology annotation, molecular function: transmembrane transporter activity.
AUGAGCGUGACGUUGCCUCGUUGGCGCUUGGUCGUCGACCAGGCCGGCAUCACGCCUGAGGUCAGAAACUACGAAUACGAAGGAUCAGGGACAGAAAGCGACCCGUACCUAGUAAAAUGGAUCCCCGACGACCCGCGUAACCCGAUGAACUUCAGCGUGUUCACGCGCUGGUCUAUCACCAUCGUCGUCGCCAUCGCCACCCUCGCCGUCGCCCUCGUCUCCUCAGCAUACUCCGGCGGCGUCGCCGAGAUCAUCAAAGCCUUCCACAUCAGCUCCGAGGUCGCCAUCCUCGGCGUCUCCCUCUUCGUCGUAGGCUUCGCCGUCGGUCCUUUACUAUGGGCCCCCCUUUCCGAGCUCUUCGGUCGCCAGGUCCUGUUCUUCGUCACCUACGGCGCCCUCACCGCUUUCAACGCCGGGUGCGCGGGCGCGCAGAACGUCGAGACCCUGCUUAUCCUCCGAUUCUUCGCCGGCGCGUUCGGCUCCUCGCCGCUGACUAACGCCGGUGGCGUCAUCGCCGACAUGUUUCCCGCCUCCGAGCGCGGACAAGCCAUGGCCGUCUUCGCCGCCGCGCCUUUCCUCGGUCCCGUGCUCGGUCCCAUCAUUGGCGGCUUCCUGGGCAUUGGCGCCGGCUGGCGAUGGGUUAUGGGUUUCCUCGCCGCGUUUUCUGGCGCGCUGUGGAUCCUGGGAGCGCUCCUCGUGCCGGAAACGUACGCGCCGGUCCUCUUGCGCAAACGCGCCGCGAAGCUGUCGCAGAUGACUGGGAAGCAUUACAUCAGCGCCAUUGAUCGCGAUCAGGGACGCGUGUCGCUGGGCGAGUCGUUCAAGGUGGCGCUUUCGCGGCCGUGGAUUCUGCUGUUCCAGGAGCCUAUUGUGUUUCUCAUGUCGCUCUACAUGGCUAUUAUCUACGGAACCCUAUACAUGCUUUUCGCAGCUUUCCCCAUCGUAUACCAGCAGUCCCGAGGAUGGAGUGCCGGAAUUGGCGGUCUUGCGUUCUUGGGAAUAUUGGUCGGCAUGCUCUUCGCGAUUGCGUAUACCUUCCCCGACAAUAAGAGAUAUAUCAGAGUGCAGCAGGAACACGGCGGUUUCGCUCCCCCCGAAGCUCGACUUCCGCCGACGUUGGUAGGAUGUAUAUUCCUGCCUAUUGGACUUUUCUGGUUCGCGUGGACCAAUUCUCCGUCCAUACACUGGAUGGCUAGUAUCGCGGCUGGUGUUCCGUUUGGGUUCGGAAUGGUUCUGGUCUUCUUGAGUAUCAUGAACUACCUCAUCGACUCUUACACCAUUUUCGCCGCGUCCGUCCUGGCUGCCAACUCUGUCCUUCGUUCGCUAUUCGGUGCGGCCUUCCCCUUAUUUACAAGCUACAUGUACGCCAACCUCGGUAUUCACUGGGCGUCGACGAUCCCCGCCUUCCUCGCACUCAUCUGCGUCCCGUUCCCGUUCCUCUUCUACAAGUACGGGCCGGCCAUCCGCAAGCGGUGCAAGUACGCGGCCCAGUCCGCCGCCUUCGUCGAGAAGCUGCAAGACGCGCAGGCCAGUUCCGGACGCGAAGAGUCCGAAGAGCAAGAGGAGGAGGAAAAGACAGCCGACAGAGACACAAGCACAGGAGAGUCUGGCUACGAGGUGCAGACGGCUUCUAUUAUUAGACCACGUAGACGGUCGAGUUCCGUGGCUACCAGCCACCAUCACAGCCUCACUCAAACGAGGAGUAGGACCUACGAGGGAAACCCGUACGAUAUCGACCGAGUCAACACUCGGGAAUCUUUCGCUUAA